AUGUGGUAUUACUUUGUUGCUCACUGCGCUUAUCAUUUUACCAGAUGGUUUCCAAAAGAUUCCCGAGGAGCAGCGUAAGUUAACUUGAAUUUUGUUAGUUUGUGGUGAAAUCGAAAGCUUAUGCGGACAAAAAUGCAUGGUCAUCUUGGCAAGACACUGUCCAUUGAACGCCUGUUGAGCCCUGAUCCAAUAACAGAUUGCUUCCUUUUUGAUUUGAGUCAGGGCUGACACCUAUUGAAUUUGUUGGGUAUAUGCAGUAACUAUUAGGCGGGGAUCAAACAGUUAGGGAGGUACUUUUCGCUGUGCUUUUUUUUGUUUUGCAUGAAAGUACAUGUAGCUGGGCAGGAGAGUCAUGCUUAUAAUAGCUGAAAGAAAUCCCUGCCCCCCAUCCCCCAAUCCCUCAACAACUUCAGAAAGUAUGGUAUGCUUAUGUCGUAGGAGGUACAGAUGGAUAAGCAAGCUAUAGUUGUAUUCAGCAGCUUUUAUAGAUCUCAAACCGCAGCAGGAUAAUAGCUCAGUUGGUAGCUUGCUUGACUGCAGAGCGAGAGGUUGUGGGUUCAAUUCCCAGGGCCACACUAACAGUCAGGGUCUUAAAGUGACUUAGAAAUGAAAGUAAUUCCAUUGCCUUACAAAUGGCCAAACCUUCACGUGGCUCGGAUGACUACAUUGUGUGAUUCCAGAAAAUAUCCACACCCCUCUUACUGAUGGUUCUUCCGAUUAGACCCCCCCAACCCGUCGGAAUUUUCGUUCCAGAGGGGUCAUGUAUAACCCCCCACCCUCCAGGAAUUUCCUAUUUUCCUUUUCAUGGCCUUUAUUUGCCACAUUUAGAGAUUAUCGACCGUGUACCGCUUAAAAUUAGCUGUUCUCAUCUUAAGGCAGUUUUUUAUAAUCUUUGACCUAUUUGUAAUCUUUUACAAGGCAAUUUGUAUUUCUUACGCUGGUAGAGCAUGCUUGAUAAUGAGCAGUCUCUCUUUUUUAAUAGUCCAUCCAGCGAAACGCGCGAGGCACGAAAACAGAGAUUAAUAUGUUUAUGUCAUCUCAAGAAAACAUUUACAGUAAAACUUCAGAUUUGAACUAUUCAUUGAAACAAAACUAUGUGAACAUUUUCGAAUUUCAAAACGAAUCUUCUUACAGGCAAAGUUUAUCGAUAAAUCUUCUGCUUCGGGUCCUAAAGUUGAAUUUCUGAUACCGUAAUUAAGUUUCAAUUAUGAUGUACCCGUCUAGUCUACAUCAGUUUCAUCUUAAAAGCAACAUUUAGUACAGCAUAACUUCAAAGUUAACUAUUGAUUUAACAUUAAACUAGGUGAAGAUAUUCGAAUUUCAAAAUGAUCUACUAAAAACUAACUUUCAAACAAAGUUUAGUGUUAAAUGUUUGGCCUCGGGUCCUAAAGUCACCACAAAGUCAAUGUUUGUAAUUAAUUUUAACUUUGAAUGAAUUACGCUUGCAGUUAAACAAAUUUCAGAAAUUCCCAAAAAACUUAUUUGGGUUAUAAAAGAACAAAGUAUCCAAACAUUCAUUUUGCAUCCCAUAUUUGCAUCCAUUCGUGUUCAGAAAUGAACAUCAGUGAAACAUGAUCUACUUCAUCGCCUAGCAUGUGAUCGAAAGUCUCCUCGACGAAGAAGAAACAGAUCUUUCAUAUUUUCGGGCAAAAGUUGAUUUGGCGAGAAGUCUGUUCGACAAACAGCUUGCCUUCAACGGUAUUUUAUUUGAAGUCAGCUCUCAUUUGGGUUGUCACGCAACGCUUUGUCACGAUGAGCUCCCGCUGAAUGUCAACAGAAAUUUGCGUAAAGUUGUUUACACAAAGCUCUAUAAAUAUAGCGCCGAGAUAGACGAUGUUUGUUCUCGAUUGACCUAAGUUUUUAUCAGACUAAUCUGUAAUCGAGUCUGCACUCUAGAUACAUAAUCGACAUUACUAACCGAUGCGCUAAAAUUUAUUCCCGGCGAAGCAAAGGACCUGUUGAGAAUUGCGAUUGAUUUGCCUGAAGGACAAUAUUAUUUUAUUUAAAGACUUCAUCAAAGUGAAACGUUGGACAGACUGACCAUUACAUCUUUAAGUUUUUUCUCAAAAAGGCAUCCAUUUCUGAUUUUUGUUGUGAUACAAAUCAAAAUAAUCCACAUAUACUUGAGUAUGACUCGUACGAUCGUUCGCGUCUUUUACAACCCUGUGGAAAAUUCUUCUCGUGGGCACACCCCAUACCCCUUGGAAAUUUCUACCCUUUAGCCCCCCACCCCUUAGGAAUUUCCAUUGACCAUCCAUGGGGGGGUGGGGGUAUGGAUAUUAAUUUUUUGGAAUCACACAUUACAAGUCAUGUAAAUGGGAGUUCCAUCACUGGAAGGAGACAUUAAAGUAGUGUCCUCAAUUACAGGCUCUUUGCAUGACUCGAUCACGUGAUCAACUUUCGGUAAAAAUGAAAGCAGCUCAUGUUUGGAAAAUUGUGUUAGCACAAGCGGAAAGACCAUAUUAGAAUUAGGUAACCUGAGAAUUUUCAGCUGUAUAUCUCCAAAGUAGCGAUUGCAAUGGCCGCUGAAAGUUGGAAGCAUUUGCAUGUGAAAAACAACUUUUGCCAACCAGUCACCCUUGCAUGGUUUUCAAUACAAAUCCUUAUAAUUUCAAAAUUUUCAAAACUGUCAUGGAAUAUUUCCACACAGGGCUCAAAUCUCCUUUUAAUUCUUAGCAGGCAAUUUUAGCCCUAUAAAUGCAUAAGGGAAAGAUUUAACGACAGUUUAAAAAUUUUAGAAUUUACAAGGAUUUGUAGGAAAAACCAAGCAAGCGUGACUGGGUGGCAAAAGUUGUUUUUCUCAUAGAAAUGCUUCUAACUUUCGGCGGCCGUUGCAAUCGCUGCGUUUGAGAUAUACGGCUGAAAAUGCUCAGGUUACCUAAUUUUAAUAUGCUCUUUCAGCUUGUGCUAACAAAAUUUUUCAUAAGUGAACUGUUUUCAUGUUUACUGAAAGUUGAUCAUGUGAUCACAGUCAUGCAAAGAGCCUAUUAUUAGUACUUUCGUGCUAAAUACAUUGACAAAAAAAGACAUUUUUUUGCAUGAACUGAGAACAAUAUUCAAUUAGUUUUAAAUGUUGAUUUAUUUCAUAAAUAUUGCAUUGAUAAUUGCAACCUUAUUUUUUCAACAGGAGACUUGCUGUUGUACUUUUUGCCCUUAUGUUCAUUAUACCACAAGUAUAUGUGAUUCAGCUGUAAGUAUCGACUACUUAUUUACGUAAUAUACAGUAACAUAAUAUUUUAGUUUGAAAAAUGGUUGGAAAGAGCUUUUAACCAUUAGAAGUGAUUCUCUUCUUUGAGAUGGUGUCAAACUUGACUUGACGAACACAUGUAAAACCAACGGAAAACACAAGAAGGUCAUAAAGAGCAAGCCAGCUUAAUAGGUUCUACUUGCCACUUGCGAAACAAGAAGAAAAAUUGAUCAAGUUUACUUUUGCAAUGACUUCUGGGAGUGUUACAAGAGACAGGAAAAAAACUUUGGCCAAAAUUAAUACUUUGUAGCUGACUAGCACGUCGUCAGUAGCGACCCCAGAAACAGUAAAUAUUAUUGUGGCACGCAUUUCAGCUCCAGUUUCCUUCUUGUUCUAAAGUGGCAAAUUUUGAGUGAUCAUAACCUUUUUUUAGCGAUGUUGAACUUUAUAAAUAAAUGCCAAUACAUGUAGUACACAUCCAUGAGUGCUCAACAUUUGAGACACAAAUAAUCAAAAUUGCAUGUAAAAUGUAAGAAAUAUCAACCUGCAAAUAACAGCUGGUCUUACUCAAAUAUACCUAAUGUCAGAUGAUAAUUAUCAUUCCUGUAGCUUUGUAUUCAUGUCAAAAUAGUAAGACAACCAUUUGCAAUCUGAAGGUUUGUAAUAGUAAUGAAGGUACAGUCAUUAACCCUGUUAACCCUUGAAGUCCCAAUACUGACCAAUAUCAGUUUUCUCCUAACAACAUCCAUUGUCAAGAGGGAGGGUUAUGAGAAUUAAUAAAAUGAUCACCAAAGAGAAAAUGCCUGGAUCUUUUAUUAAAUUCUCUCAACUAAUUCUUAAAGGAAAUUUUUCUAGAUCAGUUUGGAGAAUUUGUUUGUGGAUAUUGGGACUUGAAGGGUUAAUGUGGACAUUGAAUGGGUCAUAGAAAGUGUCCAAUUAUAAAAUUUGUUAUUAACCGUAGGUUGCUUCUCAAUUUCCUUUGUCUUCGAGUCCUAGUUCAUGAAUAAUCAGGGCUAGGAGACAAAGGAAAUUGAGAAUCACCCUUGGUUAAAAAAUUUUUACCUGAAUUUAAUUUUGGCCUGUAAAAGAUCUUUCUAUAGGUAACCUUCUAUUAAACCUUAAUUCCUUUUCAUGGUAUGAUGAGACUGCCUUAGCCUGCAUCACAGACAUACAUGUAACCUAACCCUGGUCAGUAACGUCUGCAAAGCAGUGCUGAUAUCCUUAUAAUUAUUGGGCCCACAACUGACUCAAUUAACUACUGAACAUUUGUUUCAAUUUUUUCUUCAACCUGAUUGGCAAAUCAACUAUGACAUGCAAAUCAUGACACCCCUGGUACACUUUUGAAGGUCCAGCACAAGGGUAUUGAUGCUUUUUUGCAGGCAGAAUUAACCCUUUAAGCCCCAAUAUCCACGUACAAAUUCUCCAAACUGGUCUCUAUACAUUUCCAUAAAGAAUUAGUUGAGAGAAUUUUAUAAAAGAUCAAAGCAUUUUCCCUUAGGUGAUCAUUUUAAUAAUUCUCAUAACCCUUUCUCCCGAUUGUGUACUGAUAUCGUAAGGGCUUAAAGGGUUCUCCAGAAGUUUAGUUUUGUCUGUGAUGUGGGCUGCGAACUCCCAGUGACUUAGCAGGUACAAAAACUCUACAACUUUUGAGGGGUGUAUUUUCAAACCCAUGAUUUUACCUGUCAAAUGCCCAUAUCUGCCCAUGAGGAUCCCCAUCCCUUGUACUACUUGUGAUGUCAUUGGUUUGAAUGGUCAUAGACUAUUUUGACACCUACAACUCGAGCAGGAAAAAGAGUUCUUUCAUGAGCAUGAAUCAGGCAAACAGGCCAGAGAAAAAAUGUAAAAUGAACAUCUAAGAUUGACCAGGAAAUUGACUACUUACCCAUACAUGUACCGUGCACUUUCUAUUGAAAAAUUAUUAAUUCACAGCCCUUACAAUUUUUGUUGAAACUUUUUCCCCUGAGUGGGUGCCUUAAGUAAUAAUUUAUUGCUCAGCCCAACCCCCUCCCCCCCCCCAAAAAAAAGAGGAAAGAAUUGCAAAAGAAUUGGGAAGGAGAACUAAGUGAAAUGUAAAAGUAUCAACAUUUUGCCUUCUGGCCGUGCCUGACCUUCAGAAGCUGAUAUUUAACAUCAGGAAGUGCUUGACUUAUAAACAGUGCAGUGCUUUGGGCUGUUUUGGUUCUUUUUGGCCAGAUAAUGACCAGAAAAUGCAUCCACCACCUGGGGCCAAUAAGCUGGGGCCAAUGCAUUUUAAAGCAAAAUUACUACAUUACUUACUUGUGCUUUUUAUUUUAUUUGCUGUAGGCCUCCAAGCUCUCGGACCUGUGAUGAACCUUUGCUCAACAUCUCAGUUGCAGGCAUUGUUUUUACAUUCGCUAUGAUAGGUACAGUGUACUUUCUCCGUCUGGUGUUCUUUUAACCACGUAAUUGUGAAAAACAAUGUGCAGGUCCAGAUCAUAUCCAUAACUUCCACUUAAGACCCCACACACCUUUUGAAAUUCCAAUAAUUACAGCUAAACUUCAUCCAUUCCUUGGUGAGGGGGGAACCCAGGGCUGGAACUUGCACCAAAGGCGCAAGUUCUUGAAGGCUGCAGCAUCAAGGGUCAUUUUGAAAUUUAGAGUCUCAGAAAUGGUGUUUCCAGGGGUUUUCAAGAGGUAUUUUCCAUUGCGGAUGCCAUCAGUGAGGUCAAGGAUAAAUUGAAGGUCUUCAUGGAAAAUCGUCCUUGUGAUAUGCAAAAUUUUGACCUGUGACUAUUAAUUUGCAGUAAGGUUCAACAUAUGUGCAAGAACACAUCUUCUUUCCUGGCAGUUUCUUUUGUAGUGCUAAUGCCCAACGUGACACUGAGUUUCUUUCACCAAACAAUGAAUUUUUUUCACCUAAUAAUAUGUAUCCGGUUAUAUUUGAUCUGUGGCUACUACAUGCAGUAGCUUAGGGCUUGACAGUAGUUUAAAAAUUCCCUUUCCAACUGAAAUUUACAGACAACAAGAAAUUAUUCUAAGUUUACUGCCUACAAAUUGGCAACAAAAUUUCUUGUAGCAUAGCUAUGACUUUUAUUGUGGAUUUGCUUUUGUACUUUGACUUUUUGCUUGUUAAUUAUUUUACAUGUGCUGCAAAAUAUCUCACUAAAAGUGAGGUUAGUUGAUUAUAGCUUGAUCACCACUUCAUUACAUCCCGUCCUUUGUGCUAUAUCCCGGAAGCUACCGUGUGGCAUGAAAUUUUUGCAGGUUCUAAUUUUUCCGAUUCUUCCAGUGAUCCGCAGAAAUAAGUUCCCGCAAAUAAAAAUUACCACUAACAUUUUUCUCACAAAAAUUUAGUCCAGUCUGAGAGUAAAUAUUCUCUAACUUAAAUUCGCUACACAAAAAUACAGUACUAAGAAAUCAUGUCUGUUCAAUCACAACUUGUCUCUUUCAUUCAGAAACAAUGAAAUAAUGGUUUAUUGCUUGAAAAUAUGUAUUUCUAUCACAUGUACUCAAUAAAAGCGAAAAUAUUAUCAAUGCUAUAUGAUGGGUACUUUCUAAAAAUCGUAAAAAUUAAUUCUCAGCAAGAAAAAUCAAUCUGUCCUAAUUGCGAAAAUUAGUUCCUGCAAAACACAGAAAAUCGCCAAUCCACAAAAAUAAAUUCCCGCAAAAAUUUUGUGCCGCGUGGUAGUUGCAGCACCCCCUCCUCUUCCGUCCCCUCUGGUUUCAAUGUUGUAGAGUGCAUGCAGCUUUCUGAAGUGAAGUGUAACCCAACGAAACACCUUGUUUAAUCACAACAUGCACAUGACAUGCCAUUCUACAAAAUACACUAUCCAUUGUUAUUUUCAUUUGACCUUACUAAACAAAGAACAACAUUGUCUGGGGAAGAGGGGUAGGGGCUGCUUUUCCCUUGGGGAGGGGGGAGGGGGAAGGGGGCACUCAUAGCCUGUGUUUUUGCAUACAUUAUACAUGUACAUAAAUAUACUGUAACAUGAACUUGUGCAGCAACAUGUGGAAUGAAUGCAGAUCCAUUGUUAUUUUAUUCUCAGCUUUUACUUUUUUAUUCGCAAUCAUGGAACCUGUGCCAUGGCAGCUUAAGAUUGCAUUUCAUUUCUUUGGCUUUGGAUCCCUCAUUCUUGGCAUGGUACUGUUUGCAUCAACAUUUGCCUCUGAAUUAUGUGUGAGUGUUUUCUUCUUGUUGUUUUUUUAUGGGAACCUCAGUAACUUUAAAAAGUACAGUUUGACUCCCGAUGACUCAAACCUUCUAGGGAGACCAAAAAACGUUUGAGUGAUCAGGAGGUCGAGUGCAAGGCAAAUAACUGGAAAUAUAGGGAAAGAAGCAAAUGGAUGGGGAGGGAAUGCAAGUAUCAUGCACUCUCUACUUCAAAGGCAGCAUUGGAUGACAUAAAAAUUGUUAUUUUGAAAAAGGAAUUAAGCAACAAAUCUUGAUUAAUAUAUAGGGAUGGAAACUGAAUUUGAAGUGGAGUGACAUAAAAGUAAAGACAAAGAAUUGACAUGGCUGUUUUGAAAUAAAAGAGAUUAAGCAUCGUGUUUACGGCAAUCGGCAAACAUAAGACUCAAGUUGUAAAAUUUUCAGAAUGAGAAAUGAGCAGAUAAAAACAGCUUCAAAUAAUUUAUUGUUAUGGAAAGAAUUAGUGUGAAUCUGUGGACUUUCGUGUAGUUAUAAUGAACUGUAAACGAUAAGUAAUAAUUAUCGAAAACUUUGUCACGUGGUACAAAUUCACGUUUGCAUUAAACACGAUGCUUAAUCUCUCUAAAUUCAAUGUUUCAGACUUCAGUACAAUGUUUUUCUUUUUCAACUUGUUAUGCACUUAAAACAUGGUUCGGGUUAUCAAGGGUAAAAUUAUGUAGAAAUGACCUGAAAGGAAACAAAAAUUACUUCGAGUUUGCGGGAGGUUCUAGUUAUCAUGGGUAAAAUUAUAGUAAAUGUGUAAAGGAAAUCCAAGAGAAAUCAACUUGAGUUCGAGUUAGUACGAGGUUUGAGUUAUCAGGAGUCAAUUGUAUGCCAAGUGCAUUUGUUAAGUUAUAUAAGCAUGCAGGAAGUGGGAACAUCCUUACAAUCCCAGGUGUUCUCAAUAGUUGCCAAUAAACCGGAGUUUAUUAAAUUUGGUUCUCCCUGCAAAGUUUACAUAACAAAAUCCCCAGAAAAACCCUGAAGGAUCUUGAUAGUAGAAGGAAAGUGGCCUAAUGCAAUUUAAUAGUAAUACCAAAGCAAAUCCUACAAAUUUAGGCCCCAACUCCCCAAGAAAGGAAAAAAACUGGAUCACAAUCCAUUCAAAAACACCCAGGCUCCAUUCUCCAACCCAAACACACAGGGUGAAAAGAAAAUCAUUUUUACACCUUGUCAUUCGGGCAAACUGAAUCUAGCAUUUAGUAGCCCACAAGUUAUUUCAACUAGCCCCACGGCAAAAGCUUUUUCAUGAGCAGAAUUGAUUUCACAGUUCUUCUGUUACUCAGAUUCCUCCAAAAACAUCACUUGCCCGUUGGGCGAGUGAAAAACAGAAUUCACUAGCCAGAUAGCAAAAUCCACUAGCUCCGGGCUAUCGGACACUACUUUCUUUAUACGCUGAACACAGCACCUCAGAUAGUGCAAACUUUCAGUCACAUGGCCUAUUGCUUACAUAUCCUGACAUUGCAGCGAGGUACACUGUUAAAGUCACUAUGAAUAAUUCUCCUUUGUUCUUUCACUUGUUUAGCAAGGAUAUGCUCCUGAGUUGUUCUAUUUAUGUCUCUCAUUUGGGAUAUUUGCUCUUCUUACAACAGGUAGGUUUGACACAUGUGUUAAGCUUCUGUCUUAUUAGGCAAAUGGUCUAAAAAAAACUGAUACACGGAGAUGUUGUACAUUGUACCAGCGUAUGAUUAAAUUUUAGGGAUGAGUUUAACUUGUUUCAGUGCCCGAAUUUGUUAAAGAUUGUAUAGUUGCUGUUUUGUGAGACGUAUAGGAGACACCAAGGCCACUGGUUGAGUUAAUCAGCUUACAUUGUGUAAAUUGUGGUCUGUAAUUGUAACAGUGGCGUACUAGGUGGUAUUAGGGAACAAUUUACUUUUUUGAAAUCUUGGCUGAGAGAUAAAAGAAGCGUGGUGGAGUUACAAAAAAAAAAUACUAGUUUCAAAGCUCUUGAUCUCACCCCUCUCCAUAUGAAGUUUAAUGGCCGCCUCAGACCCCCUCAGCCAUAUUGAAACCAGUUUGUUUGAAGAAGAAACGUAAAAUGCGUUAUUGACCAAAGUUUAGAGAUCAAGAUGGCUGAAUAUUGGCCAAGGUUUUUACUCUCCGUUUUUAUGGACCAAAGUUGAGGUCUUAUAAAAAAUGCAGAAAAAGAGCAAGGCCAACAUCCUGUCAUUUUGAUGUCAUGCUUGGUUAAUUAAGCAUAUUUAUUAUAUGGCUAAAUCCCAAGCGCGCAAGAUAAAGUGAAUCUUGUGUUUUGAUUGGAUACCAAGCAAGCAAGGAAGGCUUGUCUUAUUUGCGUAUCUCCUCGGAAUUUCUCGCCUUAUUUGCGCAAGAAAAGAUCUUUCUGUGUCCUUUUUGGCCGUAUAAUAUAGUCUUUAUAGAGAGGAGAAGUCGUUACGUCAUGUUGCCAUAGUAGUAAAUUUCUUUAAUGACAGCAAACCAAAAAUUCCCUUAAAAAGUAAAUUCGCACUGUUUCAAACUUCAUCGAUCUUAUUCACAUUCAUUUAAUUUGCCAAAUGUUAGCGAAAUUUUCUGGGUUAAUUCCGAAAGGACCGUAUCUAAGUUUAGGAAAAGAAAAAGAAACUUUUUGUGUUGUGCUCACCUACUCCAUAAAAUAAAAUGAAAUAGGACGUUUCAUGUUGCAGUCUUGCAACAACGGCUAAGAAAUGUACAGAAAAGCGUGAUGCACGUGCAAAGUUGAUUUUUUGCCAAUCUAAACCUAAUCGCUUGCCACGAGAUUUGAGAUUUUACGGGUUUAAAAGGUGAAAGUGAAGCAUAUGAAUAAAUUAAAUAUCGCAUUAAUGCACACAAUUUAGGCUAGCCGGAUCCUAGUAUCCUAGUCUACGUUGGAGGCGUUCGAAGGGGAAUAGAAAGGUAGAAGUUCGGGUGCACGUGGAAGUAGGAAGGGAUUCCCCUUCUCUAACCCCCCACCCCCCACUUUUCUCUCGCGCACCCGCAUUCAGGUAUGCGGUUUUACAGUAAGUGUGUUAAGCUCUUCAUCGCUAGUCUCCUUCGCAGCCGUUAUUAGGGUCGUCACGCAAAGCUCUUCCCUGCUGGUGGGAGGAGCGUUGUGUGACAGCCCUAAUAACAGCUGCGAAGGAGACUACUUCAUGGUUGGCUAUUAUAAAGUGUACUCAAUACAAAAUUCUGUUGUUUUACAGGAUUUCUGGUCAUCAUGCUCCCGUUUUGGUUGAUGAACUAUCUGUGGCCAGAUUCUGUUCUCAACCGACGUGAACGGCGAGGAAUUUGCUAUGAGCCUGUAAAGUGCUGCACUUGCCUUUGGCAUAUUUAG
Molecule: messenger RNA, 10626 nt
Organism: Porites lobata
Lineage: Eukaryota; Metazoa; Cnidaria; Anthozoa; Scleractinia; Poritidae
Source: the annotation of a GenBank genome assembly